AUGUCUGACCAGGUGCAAGAACUCCUUAACGUCCCUCGGGAAUUCCUCAAGGAUGGCAUGAUGUUCAUCAACCGAAGCCAGAAGCCCGACAAGCGUGAAUUCAUCAAGAUCAGUCAGGCUGUUGGUACUGGUUUCCUCGUCAUGGGUUUCAUCGGCUACAUCGUCAAGCUGAUCCACAUCCCCGUCAACAACGUCCUCGUCGGUGGCGCAUAA
This is a messenger RNA of Aspergillus affinis, 213 nucleotides long. RefSeq names its product translocon subunit SSS1. Gene Ontology annotation, molecular function: transmembrane protein transporter activity. The transcript has 3 exons. The record is from RefSeq and is a predicted model, not a curated record. The coding region runs from base 1 to 213 and encodes 70 amino acids. NCBI's taxonomy places the organism in Eukaryota, Fungi, Ascomycota, Eurotiomycetes, Eurotiales, Aspergillaceae. Gene Ontology annotation, biological process: post-translational protein targeting to membrane, translocation; protein targeting. Gene Ontology annotation, cellular component: Ssh1 translocon complex; membrane.